Messenger RNA from Conger conger (European conger), 3634 nucleotides. It is a transcript of the gene capn10, whose product is annotated as calpain 10. NCBI's taxonomy places the organism in Eukaryota, Metazoa, Chordata, Actinopteri, Anguilliformes, Congridae. Gene Ontology annotation, molecular function: calcium-dependent cysteine-type endopeptidase activity. Gene Ontology annotation, biological process: proteolysis. Gene Ontology annotation, cellular component: cytoplasm. The transcript has 13 exons. Bases 434 to 2422 code for a protein of 662 amino acids. The record is from RefSeq and is a predicted model, not a curated record.
AUAAGUAUAGGAAGCAUUCAUUUAGUAGAUUGUCACAUAUAUAAACAAUGCAACACAAUUCAUUAUGUCACCGAACGUUCGCUUACAAUAUAACUAUCCACAUGCCGCACAGCAAUGUAUGAUUUUAUACUAGGGUAGUGUGCUAGUCCUAAGAAUGCUUAAACUUAGCCACACGAAGAUCCCGUCUAAUUCGCUCUAUCGGCGACUUCAUCCGUUUCUCCUGGUCAUGCAUAGACUUAACUGGAUCGCAAGCUUACUUUACUGAAGGUAUGAUUUUUGACGAUACAUGAGAUCUGAAACCAGAGAUAUGCCUACGUAGCAAAUAUUUAUUUUUGUUUGCUUAAUGUAUUGACAGAAAUUAUGUAGAUAUGAGGUGCAUUACGGCAGAUUUCAGGAGGAGAGUAGCAGGACAUUGUGAGUUUUUCGGAUCUUCAUGGGGGAAAUGGAGGAGGAAGCAAAGUGCGGGACAGUGUUCGAAGACGCAGAGUUUCCGCCAGAGGAUUCUUCCCUGUUUUCUGAUUACACCACCCCCAUCUCAAAAUUCGAAGGCUGUAUCACUUGGAUGCGGCCACAGGAAAUCUGUCCGUCACCGAAAAUGUUUCCAGAAAAUCCAAACGAGGCCCAUGUGAAACAAGGGAUUCUGGGAGAUUGUUGGUUGUUGUGUGCCUGUACUGCACUACUGAAGAACGAUCAUAUGAUGAACAAGGUCCUGCCUGCCGGACAGCCUCAGUGGGGGGAACGCGGGUACGCGGGCCGCUUCGGGUUCCGCUUUUGGCAGUUCGGCUGCUGGGUGGACGUGGAGGUGGAUGAUCGACUGCCUUGCAUUAACGCCAAGCUGUGCUUCUCCCACUGCCAGUCUCCCAGUGCAUUCUGGGUAGCGCUCCUAGAGAAGGCAUAUGCCAAGCUUCAUGGGUCCUAUGAGCGGCUGUGGGCCGGACAGGUUUCGGAUGCCCUGGUCGACCUCACGGGGGGCCUGGCUGAGCGCUGGAGCCUGAAGGAUUCUGGGAAAGAGGAGCACCAGCACGGAGAGAAUCGCAAGCCCAAAAAGAAACUCGAUCUGAGCAGCCUGCGAGGAGUGGGAGACAGGGGUACAGUGAGCUGUUCUGUGCACAGCUCCCCUGGAGGUGCCAGUGAGUUGGGCCAGUACCACGCGCUGUGUGUGAUGGAGUGGACAGACGUGACAACAGAGACGGGCGGUCACGUGCGUCUGUUUAGGAUCAGGAACCCGUGGGGACGUCGCUGCUGGGGGGGGACCUGGAGUGAGAGUGGGGAAGGCUGGAGAGAGCUGAAGCCAGGCUACUCUCAGGACCUGCUCAGCCGCACCCAGGAAGGAGAGUUCUGGGUCGAGGAGGCGGAGCUCCUGAAGGAGAUUGAUGAAGUCACUGUGGGAUAUCCAAUCAGCAAACAGGGUCUACUUCAAAGCAUUUAUACAGGGAAAGAGUUACCUCACAGCCAGCAGGUGGGUGGUUGCUGGAUCAAGGAUCAUUCCGCGGGCGGUUGUCGUAAUAACAGCAGCUUUGGCAGCAACCCAAAGUUCUGGCUGCGGGCGAGUGAGCCAGGAGAGGUGUUGGUGUCCCUUCUGCAGCACAGAGGGUGGAGACAACCCUCCACUUUCAGAGGGUGCAGUAACAUGGAAGACCCACAAGAGGGCGGCCUCAAGCAGCACCAGGACUACCAAGCUAUUGGACUCCACAUAUGGAAGGUGGAGAAGAAGCACUUUAACCUGACGCGGACUCUGAACAGAACACCCUGUGCCUCCACCCGCUGCCACGCCUAUGAGCGUGAGGUCACGCUGCGCACACACCUGGGGGCGGGGUUUCACCUGCUGGUCCCCAGCACCUUCCUCCAGGGGGCGGAAGCCAGCUUCCUGCUCCGGGUCUUCUCCUCCGCCCCCGUGUCUCUGAGUGCGCUGAAGUUCCCCCGUUCACCGGUCGCGGAGGUCUCGGACGGGGAGUGGGAGACCAGCCGCUUCCCCGGGAGGUGGGUCCCAGGGGUUUCAGCGGGGGGAAGCCGGAACUUUCCGUCCCACCGGACGAACCCGCACGUGCCUCUCACCAUCAACUACCACUCCAGCGAGCCCAACACAAGGAUCACAUUACGCCAGCACUGCCCCGCCAAAGCCCUCCAACCUAUCGGCUUCCACAUAUACCAGGUUCCUGAGGGGUCCGUGGAUCCGCAGAUCUCCCAGGAUCAGGAGCCGAAGGUGAGCUGCGUGCCGCACUGCUACACCCCCGAGGUGUCCCUGCACUGCAGCCUGGCCCCUGGGGCCUACGUCAUCCUCCCCUCCACCUACCAGCCCCAGUGCAAGGGCCACUUCACCCUCACCGUGGCAAAGAAGAUCUGCAGGAAAGUAGUGAAGAGCCAGGAGGCUUUGGGACAGUUCAUACAGGAGGUUUCUAACAUCUCUGUGAUGCACAGCUAAUGAUGGGAGACCUCCCCCCUCCUGUACAGUGACGUGGGUUCGGCCUCUGGCCCGAGAUGAAAGUGCCCCCCACCCCCCCCAGGGGCAAAUGAAGCCAGAGAGUCUUUAUUUGUCCACAGAGGGCAGGCCACAGCGAUUAGUACAUCACAGCCCGUCCACUGCCUCGGCACUAAUGGGAGGCGACGUGACUUGGCGGUGUAAACAAACGGGCUGAUUGAAGGGGCCCCCUCCUUGCUGCCCGUCCCGCCGCCAAAACAAAGGCGCCACUCAUGAACCCUCUCGAGGGGGGCUAGGGAUGGGAGCGAGAAGCCGCGCCCGGGGCUCCCCUGGUCGAACCCCCCACCCAACCCCUCCGAGCCCGCACCAGCACGGGAGAGAGACGGGCUGCCCUCCGAAACCAGUGUGGCUGGGGGAGAGAGGAGGUAGCGGGGGGCACGGAACCCAAAACGUGCUGCCGGCCGUUCGGCGACGGUCUGCAUCAGCCUGCACCAGCAGCUCCUUCCCACGGGCGAGUGUGGCCCAAGCCGCACUUAACCGCACCUAGGACUCUUCUUGGGGAGGGGGAACUUAGGGAAAGUGCUUGGCUGGACAUCCUGUUGCGCUCAUUAACAAUUUGGCUAGUGAGGUCCACUUGCUGUGCGCUUGAGUACUUUCCGCUAGGUUCGUUUUGAAGCGCUUUUACUCUUCUGUUGAAGACUUCUAAUGGUUUAAGAUGACAGGAAGAAUAACUACCGACAAAGUAAUGACUGCUCCGUUGACUUUUCAUCACUUUAAUUUCCAGCCUGUUCCUUUCUGAAAUGUUAUAAAAAAAUAUCAUGAAGGUCCAUGUUUAUGAUUGGGAAGAUCCAGUCUACUGAGAUGUAGAUUUACGUUUUCUUGACUGCUCCUUUUCGAGAGCUUAAUGUAUGAUCCAUAUGCCUGUAUUCCUGUAAUACUUUUCCAUUUGUGCUUUUCCUCCAUUGCAGGUAGUUCCUACUCUUUUCCCCUUUUUAAAGGUGGCACAGCACAUGAUGAUAAACUUUGGUGCAAUUCCAAGUGUUAGUACACCUAAAAAUAUAUAUUUUUUAAAUGUGGCAUUUUAAACGUUAUGUUUGACUCAAAUGUGUAUGUAUAAACUUGGCUGUAUUUGCAAUUUCCAAGAACUUGAAUAUUAGACGGUCAGGUCAGUGAACAGAAAAUGGUAUGUUCAGUACAAUAAAAUGAUAAAAUAAA